AUGUAUGAAAGAGAACCCACGACAAAGAAAAGCCAGGCUCGACUCAGCUCUCUCUUCAGACGCAAGACAGUCAUUGAGGAUAGACAUGAACCUACUCCUCUCAGCUCGCCAGUCCAGGCACCAGUGUCACACUAUCCGGCGUAUAUCGCCGAGUAUCAGUUGAAAUCGCAACCUCAGUCACCAGUAUCCCCUCUUCGACACUCGCAAAGUUCAAGUACUGGAAGAGGCAACUACCGUCCAUAUCCUAAACCUGCUCUAGCUCCAUUUCCAAUCCCGGGGUCAUUGGUUUCCAAGAUUGAGGAGAGAGAGGCAAUGGCCGCAACGAACACGCAGAAUCCCACCAUGCCUCAGUCCCCGCAGUCUCCGAUGUCAAAUCCAGAAGAGACAAAUAGGGUUUCUCUUCUUAGUGGUAGAGACAUGACUGGUUUGCCACCCACAAGCUCUGAUACCUACAAUAUUACCCCCAUCAGCUCCGCCAUAUCGAGACCGAGUGUAGUAUCUACCCUCGACUACUCUGACCAGCAACCAUAUGAAUACACACCUCUUGAAACGGGCUUCAUCAGACUCGUCAGGAUUGCGCCAGGCCACAAAACGAUGAUUGAAUGCGAAAUCAUCCAGGCUCUUAUCACUAAUGUACCUCAAUACGUCGCUGUAUCAUAUACAUGGGGUGACGUUGGCGACACCAGAAAGAUUGACAUCGAGGGAUCUCGCGUGCCUAUUACCGUUAGUCUUUAUGGAGCUUUGGAAGCACUUCGACAAAGACAAUCGUCUGUGCUGGUGUGGGCAGAUGCUUUGUGCAUCGAUCAAAAGAAUACCGACGAGCGCAGUCAAUAUGUUCAGCUCGUGAGCCAGAUUUAUGCCAACGCUGCGUUUGUAGCGAUAUGGCUCGGUCUGGAAGACAACGACAGUUCGAAAGCGGUAGAGCUUCUGUCUAGACUUGCACCACCGAAUUCACAGUUUAUCCCAGAUCAAGAUGUAUCUCGGAUACUGGGAGAGGGCGCUGAGAAUGGAGAUCUCUUGGCCACUGUGUCGUUAUUUGGGAGAGAUUACUGGAAACGACUCUGGGUAUCACAAGAGAUCUUCCACGCAAAGCGAGUUGCUGUUCAUUGUGGAGAAACAUUCCUUCCUUGGCAAUCAUACAAGAGUGCCUCGACAUGCUUUCGUAGACAUCAUACGGAGCUUACUUUCAGGACAAAGGGACCUGAUAUGAGAAGGCCUGAUAAAUUCACUUCCGUCCAGACUCUGAUCCAUGGCGGACCAGCCAGUCUUCCGACUCUCAGCCCUCAUGUCUUGAAUGGACAGAAUGCCCUGCUUCAGGUUCUGAGAGCCAGUCGAAGUCAAGUGUCGACUGAUCCACGAGAUAAGCUGUACGGCAUACUUGGAGUUUUGCCCGCGCAUAUUCGCCAAGGAUUUCGCGUUGACUAUACUCUCUCAGUCAAGGAUGUUUAUACUGAAAUUGUGGAGUUUCUUAUACAAAGCACGGAGAAGCUGGACGUUAUCUGCGAGUCUGUACAUUUCCCGGUCAACACAGGGUCGGCCAAACUGCCUUCUUUCGUUCCAGACUGGUCGCAUGUGCCCCUCACAUUAGCCAUGGGCCACCAAUACGGCUUCCAAGCAUCGGGUCACACAAAGGCAAUUUGUAGAUUCCACGAUGAGCGUUUGAACAAGCUUGAAAUUUCUGGCAUUGAGAUCGAUGUUGUUCAGACCAAAGGAAUGGUUGUGGGAACGCUUUGUAACUUGGGAGACUUUCUAAUGGCGUUUCUACACUGGAGGGCUUUGCUUCUUGCAGCUGUGGAGGGACGAACACCAUUGCAGAUAAAGUUGGCAGAAGAGGCUUUCGUGGCGACGAUAAGUCUUGGUCAGAUAAUCACUGGCUACGACAGAAGUCGCUGGCAACAGGUGUCGUACCACGUCAUAGCGAACCUCUUCCGCGAGCGUCUUCUACAUAUCCCUCUCGACGAUAUUUUACGAUCUCAUCUCGACAUAGCAUCAAGUAUCCCGCCAGAAGCGAGAAGACAGUUUCUCCAGACGAACUUUGGUGAUCGUAUGAUGGGAAGGACUUUUUGUCUUACUCAAAACCGCAGGCUUGGAGUUGGAUCUGGGGCGAUGCUUCCGGGAGAUGUUGUGGUUGUGCCGCUUGGUUGCUCGACGCCUGUAUUGUUGAGACCAGAGGGAACGCAGGGAGAGUACAGAUUUAUAGGUGAUAUUUAUAUUGAGAAUUACAUGUUUGGCAAGGCGGUUGAUCAGUGGCAGGUUGGAGAGAGGGAGUUGAAAAAGUAUGUUCUUCAUUAA
Molecule: messenger RNA, 2292 nt
Organism: Fusarium pseudograminearum CS3096
Lineage: Eukaryota; Fungi; Ascomycota; Sordariomycetes; Hypocreales; Nectriaceae
Exons: 1
Coding region: 1-2292 (763 amino acids)
Source: RefSeq, a predicted model, not a curated record